Messenger RNA from Hyaloscypha bicolor E, 482 nucleotides. RefSeq lists its product as uncharacterized. Lineage: Eukaryota; Fungi; Ascomycota; Leotiomycetes; Helotiales; Hyaloscyphaceae. The record is from RefSeq and is a predicted model, not a curated record. The transcript has 2 exons. The coding region runs from base 113 to 424 and encodes 103 amino acids.
GAGGGCCGCUAGGAAAGAACUGGGUUGGCCAAUUUGUGAAGCGUCACUCCAUUAGGCUAAAGAGCCUUUAUUUACGAAAUAUCGAUAAUUUACGUACUAGCGCUGACUCGCAAUGGUAAUUGAGAAAUAUCGAAUUACGGCCGAAAAUAUAUAUAACUUUGAUGAAAAGGGGUUCUUGAUGGGAUAUGGGCGAUCUUUGAAAAGAAUUAUGACCAGAGCUACUCUGGAAUCGGGUCGAAUCUCCAAGUCAAAGCAAGAUAGAAGCCGCGAAUUCAUUAGUAUCUUAGCUUGCAUAUCUGUAAUCGGAAAAUGGAUACUACCGCUUUUAAUAUAUCAAGGCGAAUCGGGGGAUCUUAUGAGUACGUGGGUUAACGAAGUUACGACUGAUUCAAAGGCUUAUUUUACGGUUUCGUAUAAUAGAUAGUCAAAUAAUAUAAUUGGGCUAUCUUGGCUUCAAAAUAUAUUUGAAUAAUAUACCAAAC